CUGGCUGGCAUUUUCCUCUCUGCCUGUCUUCUUGGGAGUUUCCGUGCCGGCUGCGGGUUGGGUGAGGCCGGAGAGAAGUCCAGGCUCCGGGAGGCUGCCCUCCCUUUCGGAGUCCAGCGCCUCUUUCUCUCGCGGGGAGUCCAGCGGAGGCGGACGGCGGGGCUGUGGCCGAGGCGGAAGUGACGGCCGCUUCACCUGCUGGGCUCUGAGGGGGGUGACACGGAGGAGGAGGCCGGAGGCCAGUGUCCGUUGGGAAAUUCGCCCGGGAGUCGCCGGCUGGCUGCUGUGUCUCUUUGGGCUGCCGUCGGUUGCUAGCCCAGCCAUGGAGUCCCUCUGGCGGCUACCGCACUGGCUGUGGAGUCUUCUGCUCCUCUGUGCAGAUCUGACUGAAGGUGUAACCAUCACUUCAACUGAUCAGACCAUGAUAACCAAGGCUCAAGGAGACAAGGUUACAUUGUUGUGCACAUUUACACUCGCAGCAGCAGAUGAAGGUUCUCUUGACAUUGAGUGGGUUGUAGUACAACCAGAUGGUGAACAGCCAGUAAUAAUGUACAACGUAGAUAGAGUCUUUGAUAAGUAUCAUAUGAGUGGACGUGUACAGUUUGUCGAUCAAAAUCCAUCUUCUGGAGAUGCUACGAUAGAUAUUCUGAAUUUAAAGACAAGUGACAGUGGCACAUACCAAUGUAAAGUGAAGAAACCUCCUGGUAGUCAGACCCACAGAGUCCAGCUGGCUGUGCUUGAAAAGCCCAAGAAGACAAAAUGCUACAUUGAAGGAUCACAGCAAAUUGGAACAGAUGUUAUUCUGAAAUGUAAUUCCCAAGAAGGCACUCCUCUUAUAAAUUACUACUGGACAAGAACCACUGGUACAGAACUUCCAAUUACAUCAUCACAGAAUCCUGAUACAGGGGCUCUUUUGCUGAAGAAUGCUUCCCAGGUGAAUUCUGGCACAUACAAAUGUGUGGCUUCAAAUAGAGUUGGCACAGAUGAGUGUUUUGUUACUCUGAAUGUCACACCGCCUGUGAAUAGAGCUGGUACAAUUGCUGGAGCUGUUAUAGGGACUCUUCUAGCUCUUUCGUUACUGGCUUUUUUCAUGUUCUGUUGUUGCAAGAAACGAAGAGAAAAGAAGUAUGAAAAAGAAGUGCACCAUGAUAUCAGAGAGGAUGUUCCUCCUCCAAAGAGUCGCACUUCAACUGCUCGAAGCUAUAUAGGCAGUAAUCGGUCAUCCUUAGGUUCAAUGUCUCCUUCUAAUAUGGAUGGGUAUGCCAAGACUCAGUACAACAAAGUACCAAGUGAAGACUUCCAACAUACCUCACCACAAAACCCAAAUUUUGAACCACCAAAGGUAGCUGCACCUAAUCUAAGUAGAAUGGGAGCUAUUCCUGUGAUGAUUCCAGCACAAAGCAAAGAUGGUUCCAUUGUAUAGUAUAACAUCAUUUUACACUUCCUACAGUUCAGUAGAAACAUUGAUGAUUAAUUUGUUCCAGUAUGAUACUUUUACAUAUUUGUAGGAUUGAUUUUUGAGCAUCAAGAAGUAUGCUUGAUUCAUCAGUUUUGUAUUAGUUUUUGACCUAAAAAUUGAACGUUUUGAAGGAAGCGUAAUCAUUUAUAACAUUGCAACACUGGCGAUAUUCAAAGACCAUAUGGGUUCCAAAAUAACCACUUAGAUUUGUUUGCUUUUGAGAUAAUAGUGGCACUAAACUGCAUGACAUGAAGUGUUUGUCUUUACAUUUUAGAAUGAAUGAAAUAUAUUUGAUACGGUGAUGAAAAUGUUUUGUUUAAACAUGGACAUCAUAUAAUAGAGAUUCUGGAGUACAUUUCUCAGCAAUUUGGAACUUUUUAAUGAAUUGUCAGUUUCAGUUAGACACAAUGCGCUCAGUUUGCGUUGAGCUUAAUGCUUAACCAAGUCCUACCAGUAGUCUUCUUUUUUGUAAGAUGAAAAUAGUUAUUGUGGACAUGGAAACGAUCCACUAGGUUAUACUGUAUUGCUUGUUUUGCAACAUAUGUGACUGUUUUGAUACCUUAUGUUUACUGCCUAGAAUAUAGAACGUAUUAUUAAUUUCCCAUCUGACCAAAAAAAAAAAGAGGAAGAACACCUAAAAAUCAUAUUCUGAAAGUAAUAUUUGAGGCUAGGAAAGACCUGUUAAACUCAAUUAGACUGUAAAUGGCACUAAUAUUUGAUUUAACCAUCAGCAUUUUAAAGAUGAUCUUUCUUACUUUGACCUUUCCAUUAGAUGCCUUGACCUCCGUACAGAUUUGCUUACUUUGGAUCUAUGUAUAUACAUGGAAUCAGAAUUGGGUUUUGAAAUACUAAAAUAAUAGCACAAGUGUUUACUGGAAAUAUUUAAUAUUUUAAUGUUGUGGAAACUAUUCUAAGAACUAAGUGAGGGUUGUUAGGGUAAAAUAUUUGUUUCUCGACUUUCUUGAAAUACAGUAAUACUCCACUUAGCACUGAAGAUGUGUUCCAGGAAAGUGGAGCCCUUAGAAUCAGCACUAAUUGGAGCAUUUUAACAUUGUGCCUUAUGGUAGGAGUUCCAGAGGACUGGGUUACCUGCAGUACAAAGCAGGAAAGUAAGUCUCCUGGAGACCUGAUUGUCCUCUACGCAAAGCAGGUAGAGCAGUCCACAGGUCUCCCAAAGGUCUGGUUAGCUUCUUUAGGUAGUCUGGACCCUCCCACAAGCACCACAGAAUAGCCUCUGAGCAUCUGUGCUGUACUAAUCAGUGUUGUAUGGGGCUGCAUUAUGUGGUGUAUUACUGUACCGAUAUCCUCACUAGUUUCUUCCAAAAUGUUCAGAUAGCAUUUUAAGACAUAAUGCCUCUCAUCUGGGUAUAAUUUAUAAUUGAUAUAAUUUAUGAAGGAAUAAAAUGCUAUAAAGGGAAUGGAAUGAUGUAAACUGAAAUCUCUCCUUAAGAUUUUUCUGAUCCGUAACUAGAUGAAUUAUUAGGAAGUUGUUUGAAAUGAAUUUGUGUGACCCCCCACCCCACCCCACCCAUCAUUUAAAUUGUCAACUGUAGAUACUUACGCCACCAAUGCAGGAAACUGUAUUAGUGUAUAUAGUUUGUUGUCAAAUUACAGUGUCUGAAUUGCCUACUUUUCAAAUUUGAAGAAAUGUGACCCAUCCCUCUCUGUGUGUAACUGAAAUAAUGACUGUAAAUAUCUUUAAUUUUCUUAGUUGUCUAGAUCUGAUAUUUUCAUGUAUUAGGUCAAUUAUACAGAGUGCACCAGCCUUUAUUGCUAAGUUUAGAUGCUGAAUUGAAUUUUAAGUGUGUAAAUAGUAUACUGAAAUGUUUUAGGACCAAGGUUACCUGAUACCAUUGAUUCUAAGAUUUUUUUUCAACUGUGCCUUUUCAAUAAACUUUAAACUUGAUUGUACAUUCAGUUUCAACUAUGAAAUAUAUUGGUGCCUGACUUUACUUUUCUUAACAGUACUACAAUAGGAAGAUGUAGUUUUCAGUACAACACAGGGACUUAGUUCCUGCUUACUUGAUGUUUACUUUUUCCAGCCAGUGUUUCAGACAUUGCUUAGGUGCUUGCAUAAUGUGCUGUAUUUCAAAGUGGCUCCUUUUUGCUUGUUCCUGUGUGGAUAUUAACCUUUAUGUGGCUUCACACUAUUCUUCAUGGAACUUGUUCCUCUUUCUCGGUAUAUUGGAUGACAAGGAUUUGAAAAUAAGAGAUUAGCAAAGGUUUAAUAAAAACUAAAUAUGCAGUAUGAAAUCCUUUGAAUUUUUAACAUAGUAGAGCCACUGUCUCUGUCUUUGUGUUUUACACACAUACAAAUACAGUCAUGCCCCGCUUUACGAUUGCCCCACAUUACGACAAA
Messenger RNA from Pogona vitticeps (central bearded dragon), 3818 nucleotides. RefSeq names its product CXADR cell adhesion molecule (gene CXADR). Gene Ontology annotation, biological process: homotypic cell-cell adhesion. NCBI's taxonomy places the organism in Eukaryota, Metazoa, Chordata, Lepidosauria, Squamata, Agamidae. Gene Ontology annotation, molecular function: cell adhesion molecule binding. The record is from RefSeq and is a predicted model, not a curated record. Gene Ontology annotation, cellular component: basolateral plasma membrane; bicellular tight junction; intercalated disc.